AUUCGAAAGUGGUGUAAUUAUCUGUAAUGAACCAUGUUUAAGUAGUAAUUUACUUUUAAUUUGUAAGUAUUUAGUGACAAUGGAUGAAAGUAAAAAUAAAAUUUCACUGAAAACUAUAAAACUCAUUGAGGGGGAAGAUGACAGAUUAUUUAAUUCAAAUCAAGAUGUACCUAGAACAUUCGAGGAAGCUAUUACUGCUACCGGAUUUGGAAAAUACAAUUAUAUUCUAUUAUUAAUUAUUCUUUUUCCAUGUACAGUUAUAAUGACAGAAACCGUAGGAGUUAACUAUAUAGUUCCUAUGGCUGAAUGCGAUUUAAAUCUUUCAUUAGAAGAUAAAGGCAUUUUGAAUGGUGCCAUAUUUAUAGGCAUGAUUACAAGUGGAUUGUUUUGGGGAUAUUUAUGUGAUGCUUUGGGUAGGAAAAAGAUCAUAGUCUACGGUUAUUUAUUUACCGGAUUAUUUUCACUAGUAGCAGCCCUAUCUGCUAGUAAGGAAGUAUUAAUUGUAUCCAAAUUUAUGUCCGGUUUAAUUUUGAAUGGGCCUUAUUCCGCUACGACAUCUCACAUUACAGAAUUUCAUUCUUCUAAAUACAGGGGAACCGUUCACAUGAUACGAGGAACAUUUUUUAGCGUCAUCAAUUUAUGUUUGCCUAUAAUGGCAUGGGGAAUUUUACCUAGACAGAUAAAUAUUUCCGUUUUCGGAUUGUUCGUUUUAAAGUCCUGGAACGUAUUUAUGUUAGUAUGCGCCGCCUUUCCAAUAAUUUCCGGAUUAUUAUAUAUGUUUCUACCAGAAAGUCCGAAAUUUCUGAUGACUAUGGGUAAAAAUAGAGAAGCACUAGCUGUUAUGCAAAGUGUAUACGCUGUAAAUAGUGGAAAAACCAAGGAAGAUUUUCCGGUUAAAACUUUGGUUAAAGAAGCGAACAUGAAUAUGUCGACAAGUCGGAUAGAAUUGGCAACAGCGUUAAGUAACGGAUGGUCUGAAAUGAAAACGAUACUAAAAAGGCCCCAUAUUACAAAUAUGAUGCUAGCUUCUUUUAACGCAUUUUCACUUGUUAUUAGUUUAAAUACUUACAAAUUCUGGCUUCCUAGUAUUUUCCAGGCUAUAAGUGAUUACCAGAAUAGUCAUAAUGGAACCAGCAGUAGUAUGUGCGUUAUGUUGGAAGAAUUAAAAGAAACAAAUGUUACAUCUACGCAAAGUUGUUCAGUGGAUCUGAAUAAUUUUUCAGUUUAUCUCAAUACUUUUAUAGUAGCAUCAGCUAGAGUUGUAGUUUUUCUUUGUGCCGGGACGUUAGUGAGAGUUGUAGGAUUAAAAAAAUUGAACAUUAUUUUAAUUUUUAUAUGCUCAUCGUCGUUGUUUUGCGUAUAUUUUGCUAGAAGUUCUCAAGUAGUCACUGCACUAACUGCUGUAGGGACAGCAAUCGGCAGUGUUCCUGAAAAUUUGCUGGUUACAAUCACUCUAGAAUUAUUUCCCACUUCUUUAAGAACAAUUGCUCUAUCAAUACAUUUGACGGCACAACGUACAGGAACGGUAGUAGGAAAUCUCUUUUUUCCUUAUUUGAUGCAAUUGGGAUGUUUACCUCCAUUUUUAUUUAUUGGAAUAUUUUCAGCAGCUUGUGGAAUAUUUUCUUUUUUAUAUGCUGACGUAGAAAAUAAGCCUUUGCGUUAAUGAAUUUCCAUCAACCGUUUUAUAUUAUGAUUGAAUAUAAAUAUAUAAUUGAUUUAGUCUUAAA
Messenger RNA from Diorhabda carinulata, 1727 nucleotides. RefSeq names its product synaptic vesicle glycoprotein 2B-like. The transcript is spliced from 11 exons. The record is from RefSeq and is a predicted model, not a curated record. Gene Ontology annotation, biological process: transmembrane transport. Lineage: Eukaryota; Metazoa; Arthropoda; Insecta; Coleoptera; Chrysomelidae. The coding region runs from base 80 to 1663 and encodes 527 amino acids. Gene Ontology annotation, molecular function: transmembrane transporter activity.